Messenger RNA from Anopheles darlingi, 2556 nucleotides. Its product is annotated as homeobox protein invected. The record is from RefSeq and is a predicted model, not a curated record. Gene Ontology annotation, molecular function: RNA polymerase II cis-regulatory region sequence-specific DNA binding; DNA-binding transcription factor activity, RNA polymerase II-specific. The coding region runs from base 584 to 2443 and encodes 619 amino acids. The transcript has 6 exons. Gene Ontology annotation, biological process: multicellular organism development; neuron differentiation; regulation of transcription by RNA polymerase II. Gene Ontology annotation, cellular component: nucleus. NCBI's taxonomy places the organism in Eukaryota, Metazoa, Arthropoda, Insecta, Diptera, Culicidae.
AGGAAGGAAGGGAGGAAGCAAGCGGCAAGUGAGUGGGCGAGGACGGACGAAUCCUAUAGGGCUGCUCGACUGCCAGGACUAGAGAGGGUGCGAGGGUCACGUGCUGCUGCUGCAGGAACGGGAACGUUCCCUCAAACCGUUAUUGUCGUCGUCGUCCGUUGUCGUUGUCUCGUGCUCGUCGUGGUGUUCGAUCUCGGUGUUUACUUGGAUGUUGUCUCUGCCGCUGCUUGGAUGAAGCAUUAACCACGCGCCGGAAUAUCUCAGUGCACCGUGCUUUUGAUCCGUGGCUCGUGAACUGUCAACCACCUAGUGGCCCGUAACCUGGUAACGAAAAUGUGCUAUCGAGAGUGCGAUUCCCCACUAGCGCGAGUGAAGAAAAUGUGAAAAGUGAAUUUGUUGUUUUGGAAAAUCGAAUCCCCCCCGCCCCGAGUAGCAGUGGAAGCAAACAAUCGGAGUUAUCCAAAGUGAACUGUGUGUCGGAGUAUUAGUGACCGAUUAGAGGGGGGGUGGGUCGUGUAAUGUCCCUUGGCGAGUGUUGGAGUGUUGUGGCCAGCGAACAGUGAAGUGUGCAGCAGCGUGAACAAUGGCAACAAUAAUGUCCCACAACCUACCGCUGAUACCGCUGCCACUGAAGGCUAGUGCGACGGCCCUGGCCAAAGCCGGACUCAUGAUGCCCGGUCCGGCCGGUUUGCUGAGCGGUGCCCUCGGUGGUCUCGGCCCGGCCGAGCCCCAACGUUCAUCAUCGGCCGCGGCCAAGCUGGACGAGACGGAUGAAACGGAUCGAAUGAGCUGCUGCAGCGACGAUAGCGAACUGUCCGUCGGUCAGGAAGUCCCGGACGAUCUGCGGGCACCGACGGCCGCCACCACGGCGGAGGAGAUGAGUAACGAUUCGUCCCGCUACUCCAAGGACACCGGUUCGGAGUUGGACUUUGUACGGUUACACCAGCAACAACAGCAACCGCCGGGAAUGUUGCGACCAAGUCCGACGCGUCUGCACGAAGAGUUUCUGCGCAACUCGCAGCUAUACGCCGAGGAACUGAUGCGGCAACAGAUGCAGAUCGUGGCCGCUGCCCGUGGCCUCGCGAUGACGAGCCCCGGUAGCAAGAGUCCACUCGAGGCGAUGGCAAACUCCGGUCCGGUAGGGUUGGUGACCGCACGGAACCUACACCAGGAGCUUCACCGGAGUCGUAGCCCGCUGCAGGGAUUCCGGCCAGCGCGGGACGCUUAUCGGCCGGAUAGUUCCUCUUCACCGGCCAACGAACCACCAACAGGAGCAGGAGCAGCAACAGGAGCAGGAACGGUGGGAAGUGGAAGCUUCCGGGGGCUCCAUUCGCAUCUCAGUGCAAUAUCGGCCAUCACGCAGAACCUCAACAGUGACCUCUCGAAGCUGACCUCACCGACGGCGUUCGCUGCUGGCAGUGCGCGUACGUCACGCGAAAGCUCUCAAUCACCUCCAACGCAUCAACAACACCAUCAUCAUCACCAGCUGGCGCUGGCCGCACUGAACAACAACAUUGCCAACGUGCUGCACGAGCAGAGCCUCAAGUUCAGCAUCGACAACAUACUGAAGGCGGACUUUGGCCGGCGCAUCACCGAUCCGUUGCUGCUGAAGCGAACACCCAAGGGCGGAACGGGCGGUGGCCGCCCGAAAGCCCAGAACGACAAAACACCGUCGGCAAUCGAUCUGAGCGGUGCCGUGGCCGGCUCAGGUGGAGGUGGUAGUGGGUCCGGUACUGCGGCCAGUGCAAACAGUGCGAUCAACAGUAGUAGUGGCGGUGCCGGCGCCAGUAAUGGUACUAGUUCCAGUUCCGGUGCUAGCGGUGGAAGUGGAAGCGGCAAUGGAACGUCCUCCAGCAGCAGCGGACCGAUGGUAUGGCCCGCCUGGGUAUACUGUACCCGGUACAGCGAUCGUCCCAGUUCAGGAAGGAGUCCACGGACGCGUAAACCAAAGAAAAGCCCGGCAGAGAAAGGCAGCGGAGGGGCGCAGACAGCUGGCAGUGGUGGUGGCACUGGUGGCGGUGGUAGUGCUGGUGGUAACGGUGGCAAUGGUGGUGGAUCUGCGGCCCUCGCCGAUGACAAGCGACCUCGGACGGCAUUCAGUGGCCCUCAGCUGGCCCGAUUGAAGCAUGAGUUCGCCGAGAAUCGCUACCUGACCGAACGUCGCCGGCAGCAGCUGAGUGCGGAGCUGGGACUGAACGAGGCGCAGAUCAAGAUCUGGUUCCAGAACAAGCGGGCCAAGAUCAAGAAAUCGUCCGGCCACAAAAACCCCCUAGCACUACAGCUGAUGGCCCAGGGGCUCUACAACCAUUCGACCGUCCCGUUGACGCGCGAAGAGGAGGAACUACAAGAGAUGCAAGCAGCGGCAGCGGCCGCCGCAGAAUCGCGAACAGGAUCAGCAGGACCUGGCGCGGCGGCAGCAGCAGCAGCAUCGGCGAGCGGAUAAGCUACUAGAUCCCGACUAGACACUGUACGGUGGUUCUAUUUAUUACCAAUCGAAGUGACGUGAGAAGGGCGAAGAGAGACUCUCCCGAACUUCUAAAUACCUAACCUACACGA